This is a messenger RNA of Aureobasidium subglaciale EXF-2481, 1851 nucleotides long. RefSeq lists its product as uncharacterized. Bases 1 to 1851 code for a protein of 616 amino acids. The record is from RefSeq and is a predicted model, not a curated record. The transcript has 4 exons. NCBI's taxonomy places the organism in Eukaryota, Fungi, Ascomycota, Dothideomycetes, Dothideales, Saccotheciaceae.
AUGCAAAGUUCUUGGAUAUGUCUGUUUCUCACAGCCGCUGUCUCCGCCUUGACAGUGUUUCCAUCUACUGACCGCGAAUCGCACGUUCGCCUUCACACACUGCCACAAUUCCGGCCGCCGCUUCUCAACGUUACUGUAUACGAUCAGGAAAAAGUGUCUCCCGGCUACAUUUUUGUUGGGCCAUACUCCCAAUUAGCUGCCAAACAGAUCACCGACCUUGCUGAGGCAUAUACGACUGGUCCGACCAUAUUUGAUAGUACUGGGCAAUUGAUAUGGGUGGGUUCCACCAUCUUCCCUGGCCGGGAUGCCUAUGACUUCAAGACUGUAACGAUUCGAGGCGAGACUAUGCUAUCAUACAUCAUUUCACCUAAUGAGUUCUAUCCCGAUCAUCCACAAGGAAAGGCUGUCCUCGUAAACGACAGAUUCGAGCUUGUCAACACGACCUUACCUUUAUUCGACACCCCAGAGAUCAACAUCCAUGAAUACAGGGUUAUUGAUGACGGCUUAUCUGUUCUCAUGCUCUAUUCUGAGCCGGUUCUGGUCAACAAGACAUGGAUUCAGGAUGAUGGGAUUGCUGAGGUCAAUCUAACCAGCGGUGCAACUUUGUUUCGCUGGAGUGCUUUGGAACAUAUUCCCCUAAACGCAUCAAACUUCCACCUUCCGAAAGUAGGCUCGACAACACAGAAACGAGGUUUCGAUUGGUUUCAUGCAAAUUCGAUAGAUAAGAACGCAGAUGGUGAUUACCUGCUUUCAUCUCGGCAUGCUAGUAGUAUAUACAAGAUCUCAGGCUCUGAUGGAUCUGUCAUGUGGGAACUAAGCGGGAAGAGCCAUGAUAUCGAUCAUUCGAACGGCUUCAACUUCUCCUGGCAGCACGACGCCAGAUUCCGGUACGAAGACAAAACGAAAACCAUCAUAUCCUUCUUUGACAAUGCCGGAGUUGGCAUCAACGAGGAAGGUAAGACGACUGGAAACUGGAGUCGUGCAGUGGUUGUCGAGCUCAACACGUCUGUCAAGCCCAUGACGACUCGCGUCCUCCAUAGCUAUGACCGACCCGACCAUCAAAUCUCCAUUGCGAGAGGCAACACGCAGACGCUUCCAAACGACAACGUGUUCAUUGGAUGGGCUACUCAUGGUCUCAUCAGCGAACUCACUCUAGAUGGUACUCCAGUCAUGGAAGCCAAAUUUCAAGACGGGACGAUGAGCACAUACCGCUCCUACAAGUUCAACUUCACCGGCAAGCCACACCUACCACCAGUAGUGAAAUCCAUAGUGCAUGGCACGUCACCAAAGACUGCAAACACUUUUCACUACUUUAGUUGGAAUGGCGCUACCGAGGUCCGUUCGUGGAAUAUCUAUGGCGCCUCGAAGAAUGAUUCAGGCAGCUUCUCACUCCUGGCGAGUGUAGAGAAGACGGACUUUGAAACUAUGUUCAUGACAACAGGUUUUAUGGCGUUUGUGUAUGUUGAAGCUGUCGGCGUUGAUGGCAUCAUGAUGCGCAAGUCAAUACCCACAGCAUCAGAAGUUCCUCGUACUUGGAUAGGCACUUUUUGCACACCCGAUGGGGUUUGCAAUAUCAAAGAACACGAUGGAUCCAAUGGCAAGUCUGGAGCAGCCGAAGACUCUAGCGCGCAGUCGCAAGAUGACAAAUAUGCCAGUCUCACUCCAAUUGGAGACGAUUCUGUCGGGAACAUCCACCCUGGACAUGUUCCUGGCCCGCACCCAUUACACAGAGUCAUGGAGGAUAGAGCGCUCAUAUCUGGCAUUGGAUUAAUGAUCGUGUUGGUUCUUGUAUAUUUUCUCACGAGAUUCUACAGGAGACGCAAUACAGUGCGUUAUCAGCACGUAGAAUAG